CGCGAGCAGAGCGAACACAACGCAAAAAGCGCUGGGAAGGACCGAUAUCCGGAACGCGUUGACUAAUUCAAAGAACGCCACACACGCACUCCGCACUGCCCGCUCAUAUCCUCGAAACACAACCCCCCUUUUCCCCUUUUGACCAUCACUCCUGUCGCCCACGCCAUGGAGACCGCCACCCCCAAGGACUUGACCGAUGCGGGUAACCGCAAGCGCAAGAUGACGGCCACCACGCCGCCGUCCGGCCUCAAGCGCGGCAACAAGUUGUCCCGGCCGGCCGCCGCCCCCACCGCUAGUGUGUCGAACGGUGUGACGCCGCCCGUAGUCACGCCGCAGGGGUCCAUUCACACCUCCGAUCAGUUCAUCGACCACCAACGCGCCAUGUUUAGCGCCGCCGUGGCUCCCACACCGCACGGGCCCGUGGAACACAUGCCUCCCACCCCCGCUUUUGUCAACCGUAACGGCUUCAGUCACACACCUGACGGCUUCUCCUCCACCCCCAGCGAGGGCUUCCCGUCCAAUAGCGCCUUGGCGCAGCAGACGGCAGGCUCGGCCUCCACGCCUGCAGACGACAACCAGACAGCCGCCACGGCUAAUGGACACUCCUCACAUGCCCCCACACCGUCGCCUGUGCCCCGCGCGGCGCCGCUUAACCUCCGCAACUUUGCCAACUGGGAAGUGGGCAGCCGCUACUCACUGGUGCGAUUGCUUGGCAAAGGAUCCUACGGACAGGUGGCCGAGGCUUUCGAUAAAGAACGCCAAAAGAAAGUGGCCAUCAAGAAGAUCAUCAACGUCUUUGACCAGGAGAUUGACUGCAAGCGACUGUACCGCGAAAUCUACAUUUUGCGUCGUCUAAGCCACCCGCAAGUGAUCAACUUGAUCGAUGUGAUCCCACCGGAGAACUACGAUACUUUUACGGAUCUGUACUUGGUGUUUGACUUUGUGGACACAGACCUGCACAAGCUCAUCAUGAGCCCGCAGUACUUGACCAUUCGCCACAUCCAAGUAUUCUUGUACCAACUUCUGUGUGGUCUGAAGUACGUCCACUCGGCCAACGUGAUCCAUCGUGAUAUGAAACCCGCCAACAUCUUGCUGAACGAAGACUGCACUCUUAUGAUUUGCGACUUUGGGCUCUCUCGUGUAAUGGAGAGCAAUAUGUCGAUGGAGGAACUGAGCAAGCACUUGUACUCACCGAAGGACUCCAAGUCGCCCACCACAUCUGACGGAGGAACCACAUCGGCACCGUCCCCUGGAAGCGCUUCCUCUACGCCUUCAUCAUCUGGCGAAUUCCCCAAGAUGCGGCGGCAAUUGACAAAGCACGUUGUCACUCGAUGGUAUCGAGCACCGGAGCUCAUUCUCCUUCAGGAUUACGAUUUCUCUGUCGAUAUGUGGAGUGUUGGAUGCAUUUUUGCUGAGCUGCUGAGCAUGCAAGUCGAGAGCUGCCCCCGAUACCAGGAGCGUGUGCCCCUCUUUCCUGGACGCUCGUGUUUCCCUCUUAGCGCAGACCGUCCCACAACAUACUCAGACAAGCUGGACCAGCUCAACGUGAUUUUUAAUGUGAUCGGCACACCUGGCGAAGAUGACAUUGGCAGCUUGGGUGAAGUCAAGCAGUACCUGCGGAAACUGCCGAAGAAGGAGCCCCGAGACCUUCGCGAGGUAUGUCCUGCAUUCUUGAACUAUAUUUUUUUUCAUACUGACCUGAUAAUAUAAUUGUUUUGCAUCUAGAUGUACCCGGGCGCCCCUGCUGACUCGCUUGACUUGCUCAAGCAAAUGCUGUCAUUUAACCCCGAGUGCCGAAUUUCGGUUGACAAAGCGCUUGCUCAUCCGUUCCUGGAGUCAGUACGGAGGGCCCAGUCUGAGACUGUAGAAGCCAAUCCAUUUGGUAUGGAGUUCGAAAAUGUCCCCCUCAACAAGGAAGCGCUGAAAGCUCGUAUUUUUGAAGAAAUCAAACUGUUCGCGGAUCGAAACAACCGGAGAUGAAUGAAGUCUCCCGCUCUGUUUGACCGCGAUGGGGCGAGCCUUGACUCCCUCCGCUUUCGGCUCGCGGGCAUGAAGAUGGAAUCAGGCAAAGGAGUGAACGAACAAACGGCCGGUAUUCACAGUCGGUUAGUUUGAGUAUGUAAAAUGUGAGGAAAGGAAGGCAAGAACGAAAUGGCGUGUGGACUACAAUGAAGCUACGAAAUCAAAUGGCGAUCGUCUUUUAAAGACAGCUGACUCCUCGAACGAAGAGGAGCUUAGUAGCCUGUAGUGGUUUGUAUGAACUGCACACAUUCGUUCUUGUGACCUUACGAAGCAUAAAGACAAGGAGAGCCAGACGAGAGAACAAAACGGAGAGACGAGAGUAAAAGUAAGUGGAUGCCAGACUGCAACGCUGCCAUCUUAGGGCAAAGUAGGGCGUGUUGCUCGUCUGAAUGUUGGCUUGUCUUAAGCUUCGAUUGCAAUGUCGAAUGUGUUUUCAAUAGAUAAAGAAGAUUGACCUAACGUAAGUUUCCCGUUGUU
Molecule: messenger RNA, 2499 nt
Organism: Phytophthora nicotianae INRA-310
Lineage: Eukaryota; Oomycota; Peronosporomycetes; Peronosporales; Peronosporaceae
Product: CMGC/MAPK protein kinase, variant
Exons: 6
Coding region: 166-1710 (514 amino acids)
Biological process (GO): protein phosphorylation; intracellular signal transduction
Cellular component (GO): nucleus; cytoplasm
Molecular function (GO): ATP binding; MAP kinase activity
Source: RefSeq, a predicted model, not a curated record